AUGGUCGCAAAGACCAACACUCUACACUGGCUUGAAAAAGAGUUGCAAGGGGUCGGAAUAAACCUUGAAGACAUUAUCAUUAUGGACUUGUUCCCAAUGUUGACCGACAAAUGGUUGGAUCGGCACCCUGAUGAGCGCAAACAAGCAAUCGACGAAAUGUUUGCGCUCACACUUGAUUUUAUUCAUACAUUCAAGCCGGCGGUUAUCCUUUCAUGCCAAUGCCUUGAUCCUCAAAGCCACGACCGGUGGACUUCGUUCAAGCACAGCGAGGCUAGAAAGCUACGAUCGUCAAGGCGAGGUGCCGAAGGCCAACAAGUGUCUGAGUUCUCGCACGAAGGUCAUAUUAUACAUAUUGUGCAUGGCUUCCACCCUGCUUCGAUAUUUCGUGGAACCAAAACGAUGACGCCUGGCCGGGCGCAAAGGAAUUACCAGGCGCAAAGGCAGGCCCAGACGGAGAAGCUCAUGCUAGAAGCCUUGCUGGGUCGGAUAUUCGUUUCUUUAUUCCAACCGUAUUCAGUAUGGCAAAAUAAAUACAUGCUCAGGAAGCGCCAGAGUAUUAAGGAACGGGCUAUCAAGAAGCUGAUUGAACAUCUGCGCCAAAAGAAGAUAGAGAUUGACCAGAUACACGAGGAGGGACUUGCUUUGGGCAUGUUCCAGGAGCAAGACGACUUUCCCACACUUGAUGAGUGGAAUGACUUCAGUAGUGCGUUGGAUGCGAUGUUGAAUAAAUUAUCACUCACCAAAACCUCAGGUACGACUUCCAACCUUGGAAAGUUCUGA
Molecule: messenger RNA, 780 nt
Organism: Penicillium mononematosum
Lineage: Eukaryota; Fungi; Ascomycota; Eurotiomycetes; Eurotiales; Aspergillaceae
Exons: 1
Coding region: 1-780 (259 amino acids)
Source: RefSeq, a predicted model, not a curated record